Molecule: messenger RNA, 3595 nt
Organism: Rhinopithecus roxellana (golden snub-nosed monkey)
Lineage: Eukaryota; Metazoa; Chordata; Mammalia; Primates; Cercopithecidae
Product: phospholipid-transporting ATPase FetA-like
Exons: 18
Coding region: 8-2695 (895 amino acids)
Biological process (GO): phospholipid translocation; Golgi organization
Cellular component (GO): plasma membrane
Molecular function (GO): ATP hydrolysis activity; magnesium ion binding; ATP binding
Source: RefSeq, a predicted model, not a curated record
GCUCCAAAUGGACCCCGGACCUGCGCAGGAUUUCUGGCCGAGGGAGAUUUUCCUGGGUUUAGGCAUCAUAUGUUUUGUCCUAGCAGUGGGGCAUGGCAUUUGGCAGAACAAGAAAGGCUACCACUUCCAGAUUUUUCUGCCGUGGGAAAAAUAUGUCUCUUCAUCAGCUGUCUCUGCCAUCCUCAUAUUCUGGUCCUACUUCAUUAUUCUCAAUACCAUGGUGCCCAUUUCCCUCUAUGUCAGUGUUGAAAUAAUAAGAUUGGGCAACAGUUUAUAUAUCAACUGGGAUCGGAAGAUGUUUUAUGCACCAAGGAACACACCAGCACAGGCUCGUACUACCACCCUUAAUGAGGAGCUCGGCCAAGUCAAAUAUGUGUUCUCUGACAAAACAGGGACUCUGACUCAGAACAUUAUGAUUUUCAACAAAUGUUCUAUUAAUGGGAAGCUCUAUGGUGAUACUUAUGACAAGGAUGGACAGAGGGUGACAGUCUCUGAGAAAGAAAAGGUUGACUUCUCCUACAACAAACUGGCUGAUCCUAAGUUUUCAUUUUAUGACAAGACUUUGGUGGAAGCAGUGAAAAAGGGAGAUCACUGGGUGCACUUGUUUUUCCGCUCACUCUCAUUGUGUCAUACCGUGAUGUCAGAAGAAAAAGUAGAAGGCAUGCUGGUGUACCAGGCUCAGUCACCAGAUGAAGGUGCCCUGGUCACUGCUGCCAGGAACUUUGGCUUUGUGUUCCGUUCCCGCACAUCUGAGACAGUCAUAGUGGUCGAAAUGGGGAAAACCAGAGUCUACCAACUGCUGACUAUUUUGGACUUCAACAAUGUGCGCAAGAGGAUGUCUGUUAUUGUGCGGACACCUGAAGAUCGGAUAAUGUUGUUUUGCAAGGGUGCAGACACCAUCAUCUGUGAACUGCUUCAUCCAUCCUGUAGUUCCCUCUGUGAUGUGACCAUGGAACAUUUAGAUGAUUGUGCCAGUGAAGGCCUUCGCACCCUAAUGGUGGCCUACCGAGAGUUGGAUGAAGCAUUCUUUCAGGACUGGAGCAAGAGGCAUACUGAAGCCUGCUUGUCUUUGGAGAAUCGGGAAAGCAGAUUAUCAAGUGUCUAUGAAGAAGUCGAAAAAGACUUGAUGCUGUUAGGGGUCACAGCCAUAGAAGACAAGCUACAAGAUGGAGUACCUGAGACAAUCAUCAUCCUGAAAAAAGCCAAAAUUAGACUGUGGGUUUUAACUGGAGAUAAGCAAGAGACUGCUGUGAACAUUGCCUAUUCCUGUAAUCUAUUUGAGGAUGAAAUGGAUGAGGUGUUCGUCGUGGAAGGCAGGGAUGAUGAGACUAUUCGGAAAGAACUCAGGACAGCAAGGAACAAGAUGAAACCCGAGUCUCUCCUGGAUUCAGACCCCAUAAACAUUUACCUCACCACGAAGCCCGAACUGCCUUUUGAAAUACCCGAGGAGGUGGCCAAUGGCAACUAUGGCUUGAUCAUCGAUGGCUACAGUCUGGCCUAUGCUCUAGAAGGGAACCUGGAGUUGGAACUGCUGCGAACAGCGUGCAUGUGCAAGGGGGUGAUCUGCUGCCGGAUGACACCCCUUCAGAAGGCCCAGGUGGUAGAGCUGAUGAAGAGGUACAAGAAGGUGGUGACACUGGCCGUCGGGGAUGGGGCCAAUGACGUCAGCAUGAUCAAAGCUGCCCACAUUGGGGUUGGCAUCAGUGGCCAGGAGGGACUGCAGGCCAUGCUCAACAGUGACUUCACCUUCUCCCAGUUCCAGUAUCUUCAGCGUCUACUCUUGGUCCAUGGCCGCUGGUCUUAUAAUCGCAUGUGCAAGUUUCUCAGCUACUUCUUUUAUAAGAACUUCACCUUCACCCUGGUGCACUUCUGGUAUGCCUUCUUUAAUGGAUUCUCCGCACAGACAGUUUAUGAGACCUGGUUUAUCACGUGCUACAAUCUGGUCUACACUUCCCUCCCUGUCCUGGGCAUGAGUCUGUUUGAUCAGGAUGUGAAUGAGACAUGGAGCCUCCUUUUCCCAGAGCUGUAUGAGCCAGGCCAGCACAACCUCUAUUUCAACAAAAAGGAAUUUGUGAAGUGUUUAAUGCAUGGGAUCUACAGUUCCUUUGUGUUGUUCUUUGUCCCCAUGGGGACUCUUUACAAUGCAGAACGAAAUGAUGGGAAGGACAUCUCCGACUACCAGUCCUUCUCCCUGGUGGUGCAGACCUCCUUGAUCUGGGUGGUCACAAUACAGAUCGCCCUGAAGACAACCUACUGGACAAUGAUAAGCCAUGUUGUCAUCUGGGGUAGCCUGGGUUUCUACUUUUGCAUGUCGUUCCUUCUGUACAGCGAUGGCUUGUGCCUAGCAUUCCCUGACGUCUUCCAAUUCCUAGGUGUGGUCAGGAAUGCUCUGAACCAGCCACAAAUGCUUCUGAGCAUUAUCCUCAGCGUGGUCCUCUGUAUGUUGCCUGUGAUUGGGUACCAAUUUCUUAAACCACUAUUCUGGCCUAUCAGCGUAGACAAGGUUUUUGACAGAAUUCAAGAGUGCAGGAGACUUCCACGGCAGUCCCCAGUCCAGACCAAACUGAAACACUCAAGCACUCGACGUUCUGCCUAUGCAUUCUCCCAUAAACAUGGCUUUGGGGCCCUCAUCACUUCUGGCAAGACAAUGAAGUCCAGGAUGUCCAAGAAAAACACCCUUUUUUCAAAAAGAUAGAGGCCCUAGGGAAAUUCCAAAGGAGGCAGUCAGUGCUCUUCCUCCCUCGUAUUCAUGCAAUUUAGGAAGAAUUAGAGUCCCUGGGAAGCCAGCAUAAACCUGCUCCUUCAUUCUCACUAGGGACUAAGCCUCCUAAUUGUCCAGAAGGCUAUGCCCAGGUAAGGCAAGGAGAGGUAAGGAAAGAGCCCCCAGAUGUCUGCCAGAGUUGCAGCAUUUCAAUAGAAAAAGAAAAAGGAAAAAAAGAAAAACAAAAAAAGCAACCUCAGGCCUGCCUCCCACCGUCUCUUGCAAGUUUUAAUCCAGACAAGCAUAAGCAUAUGUAGAGGUAGGGGGUGACAAGUGACAGUAUGGGGAAGGGAAAUGAUGAUUGGACUAAAAAAAAUUUUACUCUGGGCCCUAUCUCCUAUAUUCAGAGCAAGCAUAACCUUCCCAGGGCCCUACACGAACAUAUCCCCAUCCAGGCAUCGUUCUCAGGUUUAUCUGGGAGAUUCAGAGUAAGUCUUUUGUUGGCGUUGGGUAGCAAAAGAAAAGAGGUAGCUGUGAGGAAUUGGUCUUAAAAAGCUGAAAGAGGGUUUCUGGACCAUAAAUAAAAAGAAAUGAAGGCAGCUCCUGCCUGGAUAGGACAAUUCAAGGUUUUCCCUUCUGCCCUCUGUGACUUCUCUGACUCAAGAACUGAUACCUGCUCAGGCCUCAGAACUGAGAAAAGGAUACUGCCGGAGAUUUUAAAUAUUCUUUUCUUGAGGGGAUGUAAGCCAUAAUUGGUGAGCAUAUGUCCUUAUUCCAUAAAAUUAUUUUGAGAAGAAAUUAUAUGUACUUGGAAAAUUGUUUCUAAGGAGUUUAGAAUUGGAACAAUAAAUUGCUUAUUUUGGAGCAGAGAGAUUUGUAUGGUCUAUUGGGACC